AUGAAGGGAUGCGAUGCGUCGUUGCUACUAGACUCAACCGCAGGAAACCAAGCAGAGAAAGAUGGCCCUCCCAACAUCUCAGUCCGAUCAUUCUAUGUGAUCGACGAUGCCAAAACCAAGCUAGAAGCCGCAUGUCCACACACCGUUUCUUGUGCUGAUAUCGUUGGCAUUGCCGCAAAAGAUGUAGUGAUCAUGUCCGGAGGUCCGUUUUGGAAUGUGCUAAAAGGAAGGAAAGACGGAGGGGUGUCGAAAGCUAAUGAGACCAUCAAUUUACCAGCUCCAACAAUCAAUGUAUCCCAAUUGAUUCAAAGCUUUGCUAAGAAAGGUUUAGGUGUUAAAGAUUUGGUUGCUCUAUCUGGUGGCCACACUCUAGGGUUCUCACAUUGUUCUUCAUUCGAAUCCCGGCUUCGGAAUUUUAGUUCAGUACACGAUGUCGACCCAACCAUGAACAAUGAAUUUGCUCAGAAUCUAAGAAACAAAUGCCCUAAACCAAACAGGGAUACCACUGCCGGAGAGUUGUUGGAUUCAACUUCCUCAACUUUUGAUAACAAUUACCACAAGCAAUUGGUGGCAGGUAAGGGCGUGUUUGGAUCGGAUCAAGCGUUGUUUAGUAAUUACAGGACUAGAUGGAUUGUAGAGUCGUUUGCCAAUGAUCAAAGCGUGUUCUUCAAGGAGUUUGCAGCUUCAAUGGUAAAUCUUGGAAAUGUUGGGGUGAUUGAGGAUGGUGAAGUGAGACUGAAUUGCCUUGUGGUGAAUUGAUCAGUAUUAUAUGAUCACGAAAGAGUAAUUGAUCAAAGAUUUAUAUUUCUGUUGUUUAACUUUGAUCUUGUAUUGAAAAUAAAAUUUAUUUUCCUUAUAGGUAAUUUCUGC
This is a messenger RNA of Pyrus x bretschneideri (Chinese white pear), 870 nucleotides long. Its product is annotated as peroxidase 66. Bases 1 to 759 code for a protein of 252 amino acids. The record is from RefSeq and is a predicted model, not a curated record. Gene Ontology annotation, molecular function: heme binding; peroxidase activity. Gene Ontology annotation, cellular component: plant-type cell wall; plasmodesma. The transcript is spliced from 3 exons. Lineage: Eukaryota; Viridiplantae; Streptophyta; Magnoliopsida; Rosales; Rosaceae. Gene Ontology annotation, biological process: hydrogen peroxide catabolic process; response to oxidative stress.